This is a messenger RNA of Exophiala xenobiotica, 1761 nucleotides long. RefSeq lists its product as uncharacterized. NCBI's taxonomy places the organism in Eukaryota, Fungi, Ascomycota, Eurotiomycetes, Chaetothyriales, Herpotrichiellaceae. The record is from RefSeq and is a predicted model, not a curated record. The transcript has a single exon. Bases 1 to 1761 code for a protein of 586 amino acids.
AUGAAUUCUCCAGUGUCGCCGCUACCGCCAGAUGGCAGCUCUUCCACAAUCAAGACCAAGUCCAAUAUCCUUUGUGCGAAGGGCUCAGGCUACAAAAGGAUCCGAUGGAGAAAGUACGAUCCCAAGAAAAGGCCAGCAGAAGCCAACGGCGAUCAAUUCGUCCAAUGGCUCCCUCCCAACCCUACACGGAUCGACUCGAGGGAAGAAGAAAAGCAACAUUCGCAUGUCCCUACGCCUAAGCGAAACGAUAAAACACCUCCUUCUUCCAAGGCGACUAUAACAUCUCCACUUCUUCCGCUUCCUUUGAACGGGACAAGAGUCGAUCCUUUCCUGAACUUACCUAUCAAAGCCACGCAUUGUGUUAGGGACACUAUGGACUACUUUGUAACUAUUUGCAAGGGUCUCAACUCGGACGGCUCGAUUGUACCUGGACCAGUGAACCCUCAUCUUUCCCUACUGCUUCCAUAUGCGCUGCAUCACUCUAUUCUGUUCGAAUCUAUCAUUGCAGUUUGCCGUGCGUCCAUUCUUCUGUCCUUGGGUCGUUCUACAUUCGAGGACUCGGCCUUCAUUCAGCACCGAGGAAAUGCUAUCGCUGGGCUCAACAGGAAGCUUCAAUCCAGGGAGUGCACCGACGAUGACGCCCUUUUGACGGCCACAAUGCUCAUGACCCUCGAAUAUCUGAUGGGGAACCAGUACGGCGUACGUAUGCACUGCACAGGCCUUGAGAAAAUGCUGCAACUUCGUGGGCCUGUCUCGAAUGACAAAGAGCAAUCAGACUGGGCAAAAUUUGUCCGGCAAGGUUUGACUGCCUACAAGGCGUUGGGAUCAUUUGUGACCGGUCAACCACCCGACAUUCCAGCCGACUCCCCUGGCUAUCUUAAGGAGACGUUCGAAGAACUCGCUCUCGACAAACCGCUUUCUUACCCUGAACCGCCUUAUUCACCUGAUUUAUGCAUAGUCCUAUCUCGACUUCCUUCGGGGUUUUCGGAACUCUGCCUGAAGUCCCGCAUUUCAGUGCAGAUGAUCAAUGUGGCUGCGUCAAUUUCCGCUGCAACUACGCUGUUGGCUUCGAAGAGUCUUCUUGACGGCGUGUUCAUGCUCUCGCCCCCCGAACAGGGCCUCUGCGAUGAGGAACGCCAUCAAACCAUGAUUCAGACACUGUUGUCUUCCUUGCAACGCAUGUCACUAAGUUCAAUGGUUCCGGUCGAACACAGCUUGACAUUGGGUCUGCUUUCAUACGUUUUUCAGCUCCGAUCUCUAUCACCACUCAACCUUUUCUACGACCCUCUUCUUCGCAACUUCAUAAUGAGUUUCCCUUGCCACUCCAAACCGUCUACUGUUGAAGAACAGAAUUGCCUCAUAUGGUCAAGUAUGGCGGCUGCAGGCGCAUUGGCCUUGAGAGUAGUGCCGAUGCCUGGUUCACAUACCGUUAUGGACCAUGCGCUGGAAAUCUACCCAGAUAUGCGAAGCUGGGGCAAGGUUGAGAAGAUCCUACGUGGUUUUUUUUGGACGGAGGAUAUCGGCAGCCACUGGAAGACAGUCUGGGAGGCGGCUAUACAUAGGAGGGAGUUUCUCCUGCGCCGGAAUUUCAGCGUCCAAGCACAGCAUGAGAUGGCUUUCCCAGCAAGUCUAGAUCCUGAUCCAGCGACAAUAUGCAAACACAUCCAGGGGGCUCCAAGAGCCAUGAUCGAAAUGAGUCAAACAAUGGGGAUAUGUCCGUUUCGCCCGCGACCCGCCAAAGACGAGGAGAUAAUUGAAUGA